Messenger RNA from Acanthisitta chloris (rifleman), 2238 nucleotides. It is a transcript of the gene GPSM2, whose product is annotated as G-protein signaling modulator 2. NCBI's taxonomy places the organism in Eukaryota, Metazoa, Chordata, Aves, Passeriformes, Acanthisittidae. The record is from RefSeq and is a predicted model, not a curated record. Gene Ontology annotation, molecular function: protein binding; GTPase regulator activity. The coding region runs from base 250 to 2238 and encodes 662 amino acids. The transcript has 14 exons.
AACGCAGCUGAAUGGAGCUUAAAGGGCCACAGAUGAAAGAACACGAACAUUUCUGAAGGUGUAAGAUGUGUCUGACAGUGACCUCCUUACCUUAAUAACAAAGAAGAGGUUUUUCUACAGGCGCUUAGGAUAUCUUUACUCCAACUUUUUAAUAUACUAACUGGAAUGGUGUUUUGACAACAAUUCUCCAUACUAAAGUACUUACCCUACUACAGACAGUAUUAUUUUCUCUACUGAUAAUGCACCUCAAUGGAGGAGAGUAAUGCUGGGAUAAGCAUGCGUGCAGAUCGCUCCUUCCACGUGCGGUACAGGAUGGAGGCUUCCUGCCUGGAGCUGGCUUUGGAAGGGGAGCGCCUGUGCAAGGCCGGAGACUGCCGAGCUGGCGUGUCGUUCUUCGAAGCAGCUGUGCAGGUUGGGACUGAAGAUUUACGCACCCUGAGUGCUAUUUACAGCCAGUUAGGCAAUGCCUAUUUCUACCUGCAUGAAUAUGCAAAGGCCUUGGAAUACCAUCACCAUGAUUUAACUCUAGCAAGGACAAUUGGAGAUCUACUGGGAGAAGCUAAAGCUAGUGGGAAUCUGGGCAACACUUUAAAGGUACUUGGGAAUUUUGAAGAAGCUAUUGUUUGCUGCCAGAGACAUCUGGAUAUUUCCAGAGAGCUUAAUGACAAGGUUGGGGAAGCAAGAGCACUCUACAAUCUGGGAAAUGUGUAUCACUCUAAAGGGAAAAAUGUAGCUAGUGCUGGGACUCAUGAUCCAGGGGAACUUCCAGAUGAUGUGAAAAAUGCUUUACAAAAAGCUGCAAAUUAUUAUGAGGAAAACCUGACAAUAGUAACUGAGCUGGGUGACAGAGCAGCACAAGGACGUGCCUUUGGGAAUCUGGGAAACACACACUAUCUUCUGGGCAACUUCAGGAGUGCAGUCUUAGCCCAUGAACAGCGUCUCCUAAUUGCAAAAGAAUUUGGUGAUAGAUCAGCAGAAAGAAGAGCAUACAGCAACCUUGGAAAUGCCCACAUCUUCCUGGGUGAAUUUGAAACAGCUUCUGAAUACUACAAGAGGACCUUACAGCUGGCUCGGCAGCUGAAGGACAGAGCCGUGGAAGCUCAGGCCUGCUACAGCCUUGGGAACACAUACACUUUGCUCCAAGACUACGAGAAAGCAAUUGAUUAUCAUUUGAAACAUCUUGUGAUUGCUCAGGAAUUAAAUGAUAAAAUCGGUGAAGGAAGAGCCUGCUGGAGCUUAGGGAAUGCAUAUACUGCUCUGGGAAAUCAUGACCAGGCUAUCCAUUUUGCAGAAAGGCACCUGGAGAUUUCAAGAGAGGUAGGAGACAGAAGUGGAGAACUCACUGCCAGACUUAAUCUCUCAGAUCUUCAAAUGGUUCUUGGAUUAAGCUACAGCACAAACAACUCCAUGAUGUCCGAAAGCCACAUGGUGGAAAACAGUUUCAAUGGUACCAGACCGAGAGGACGUCGCCACAGUAUGGAGAACAUGGAACUCAUGAAAUUAACACCAGAAAAGGUUCAGAACUGGAACAGUGAAAUUCUUGCUAAACAGAAACCCCUGGUUGCCAAACCUUCAGCAAAACUUCAUUUUGUAAAUCGACUAAAAGGCAAAAAGUACAAAAACAGCACCACUUCCAAAGUUUUGCAGGAUACCAGUAAUUCUAUUGAUCAUCGACUUCCAAACUCUCAGAGGAAAAGCAGUCGAGAGACAGUGGCAGAUGAAGGGUUCUUUGAUCUGCUGAGUCGAUUCCAGAGUAACAGAAUGGAUGAUCAGAGGUGCUACUUCCAGGAGAAGAACAGACUCUCAUCUGCUUCAGUGGCAACAUCCUCUACUCCACCUAAAACAAUGAGAAAAUCCUUUUCCACUUCUGUAGUGUCCCCACACACGGAUGAAUUCCUAGACCUCCUUGCCAGCUCCCAGAGCCGCCGGCUGGACGACCAGCGCGCCAGCGUCAGCGACCUGCCCGGCCUGCGCCUCACCCAGCACAGCAGCCACUCUGUCCUGGGCCACCUCAUGGCCACCAGCAACAGGGAACUCGAUGAUGACUUCUUUGAUAUAUUGGUAAAAUGUCAGGGUUCCAGACUGGAUGAUCAAAGAUGUGCUCCUCCAGCAUCUGCAAAAGGCCCCACUGUACCAGAUGAGGAUUUUUUCAGCCUGAUUUUACGAUCACAAGCUAAGAGAAUGGAUGAGCAGAGAGUCCACUUACCCUCAGCGAUAAAGGGAUCGAAUUCCAGCUGA